Stegodyphus dumicola is the source of this 1698-nucleotide messenger RNA. RefSeq names its product acyloxyacyl hydrolase-like. Gene Ontology annotation, biological process: lipopolysaccharide catabolic process; negative regulation of inflammatory response. Gene Ontology annotation, molecular function: calcium ion binding; acyloxyacyl hydrolase activity. The record is from RefSeq and is a predicted model, not a curated record. NCBI's taxonomy places the organism in Eukaryota, Metazoa, Arthropoda, Arachnida, Araneae, Eresidae.
ACUUUCUAAACACCUCAUAAGUUCUUCAGGUUUUUCACCUAGUGUUGUAUUGUAUUUUUUAUUUCUACAAUAAUGAAAACUGUAUUUAUUUUCGCUUUAAUUUUAGUACCUUGCUCUUCGUGGUUUGCUGUACCAACAUCUGACGUUAUUGAAGUAAACGGUGGAAAACCAUGUGCAGCAUGCACCAUACUGGUUGGUCUCAUCGAACAAGUGGCAGUUGUCAACAACAAGACAGUCACAGAUAUGGUUUCUGAAUUAUGUAAUUUCUUACCAGGAGAAUACACCAUUCUCUGCGAUAUCUUAGUGCAUCUCUGGGGUCCAGCUAUAAUUGAAAAGCUGAGUCGAAAAGAAUCUGCUGACAUUAUAUGCUACAGUUUAGGUAUUUGCCAUGUGGACCGAGGAUUGGAUUACUGUCAUCUCUUUCCAGAGCCUCCAGUGAGUAUAUUGUAAUUACGAUGUAUGGAAAUCAACCCGAAAUAUACUACUGUUCUUAAAAACAGUACACCUAUCAGGUAUAUAUUUACAAAUUUUAUUUUUGUGGGAUAUGUAAAGCAAUUAAUAUACAAAACAAAUUAUUAGCAUUUCGAAACAAGAUGCAUGAUUUACGUUGAUACAGUCUGUAUUCCAUGUGCCUACUUCUGGAUAGUAUUGUUUGCUGUAUACGUCAUGACACUGAACAAAAUAAAGUUUUAAUUGUGUGUUACGGAAUAACUGUCCAAGCUGUAUCACUCCGCGUCCAAAAUUCAUCAGAAUUUUCUGAAAGACUGUCAUAAAACAUCACAUAUCGUUUGAUCAUAUCCCACACAUUUGCGACAGGUGGUAAGCCAGGUGAUCUACGCUGCCAAGAAAGUGAAACAUUAUUAAUUCUGAAGAAGGCUUCUUGUUUUGUUGUAGCAUGAGGAUUAUUAAUAUUCUGCAGAGAAAUUACGAUGGGAAAACGUUGCAAGUACAGAAGUGCGACUAGAACGCAGAAUGUACCUGACAUAUUUUUAUUAUGCUGGAUUAUUCAUUAUGCUGGAUAGAACUUUUGUGGGAAGUGAUCUGUUAUCUAAUAUAAUAAAACCUAUUUCAAGAAUACACACCGUGCUGUCGCGGUAUGACGAAUACGAAUAUAAUCUUUUAUAUUCUCUCACCUCUACGGAGGAAAGUACAUAUGAGUCCAUUUCGCCUAAGCAAAACUAUCAUUCAUCUGAGAAGACGAUGUUGUCCACACAUGAUGUUUGAUGCACCGUGGGAGUCUGAUAGUACUUUGCUAAAACGUCAACGGUAUCCUGAGAAGAAAGAGAUUGAUGCCCUGGUAAUCUAUAGCCUUCUUCUCUUUGAAUUCUACACCCAACUUCGAGCCUGCCUUUGGCUACUCUUUCACUGACAGAAACACACUGUUCUCCUCUCUGCAGUAUCGAGGAGAGGGAAUAUGCGCUGUCCUCUUAUGUCCUCUUAUGUCAAAUAGUGCAUCUUCUGUUAAACUGUCAUGUGGUUAUAAGGUUGUCCUACAUGACGUAAAAACAUCCUUACUCGCUGCUGAAUAAGGAUUAAAGUUUCCACCUAGGAACAACAUUUUUAUAAAUUAGUCAAGGCUUAUUUAUUUAUGAAUAUAUUUUAAAGCCUUAAAAUUUUGGACUAAUCAGUCUUCAAUGCUAAUAACUUUUUUGAAUUGCUUGUUAUAUGUAUAAAAAAUAAAAGCUGCAAUUACAUGCU